Lineus longissimus is the source of this 2117-nucleotide messenger RNA. RefSeq names its product protein eyes shut homolog. The record is from RefSeq and is a predicted model, not a curated record. Gene Ontology annotation, molecular function: calcium ion binding. Lineage: Eukaryota; Metazoa; Nemertea; Pilidiophora; Heteronemertea; Lineidae. Bases 245 to 1966 code for a protein of 573 amino acids. The transcript is spliced from 9 exons.
GUGGCACGCUACGCUACAAAAGUGCUAUGUUUUCAUAACAAAAUGCUCUCAAACAGCACAAAGAUGGAUUAAAAAACAAAGACACUAUGUGGAUAUUUGAACUAAUGAUCCGUUCAUAAGAUUGUUGUGUUUCUAAUGUGUUUUUUAUUUCUUAAGCCAUGUAACCAUCGCCGCAUCGGGAGACCUUCCAAAAGACCAGAGUCCAUACUUCUUAUCAACAUUCCAUAAAUUAAUCCAUCCAAGAAUGAAUCCGUUUAAGAAAUUACCCAUCGCUUUAUCAAGUGUGCUAUUGCAAUGUUUACAACUAGUGCUUGGGGCCAUCCAGUGCAAACAACCUGUGAUAGGUGAACCACUGCUGUGGCGGACUACGCCGAAAAAUUUCACAAUCGCAUGGAUGGUGGAUCAAGUUUGUGAGUCGUCUUUACAAUGUCUUGGUGCUCAGGUAGACGAAACUGUCCAUUCUUGGGUCAACGUCAUUCAGUUGUGUCCGAUAUUUAUGCAAACGGGUGAUAAUUUGUAUAUAGCGCCACCUAUUAUAAACACAUUUGGUUUCAAUCCGGUUUCGUUGUCGACUUUAGAUGACUGGGAGAAUUGUCGGACGAAUAUAAGUUCUGGUUUAGCGUUGAUGAAUUUUGGUGGAGAUAGUAGAGAGUUAUUGGUGGAUUCGAAUUUUAUAACAAAUCGGUUUAACUAUUUUGCGCAGAAUGAUAGUUUGAAGACGUGUAGGUUUGGCUUGCGUGUGCGUGUGACAGUGAAGCCUAAAAACUGCGGCAGCGAUUCAAAUUUUUGUUCCGGCCAUGGAAAGUGUAUCACAACGUUGUUAAAAGAUUCGUACACAUGUCAUUGUGAUCGCGGUUAUACUGGAGUUUUAUGUGACGAAAUUGACGCUUGUGUUUCUGACCCGUGUUAUAAUAAUGGCACUUGUACGGAUGCGAUUCAAGGUCUGGCCGGUUCGAAUUACACCUGUAGCUGUCCGGACCCGUACACUGGCUUCAACUGUACAGAAGUUAAAGGAGUGUGUACGGAAGGUUUAUGUCAUAAUGGGACAUGCGUGGAGUAUGGACCACAGGCAUUUAGAUGCAAUUGUUUUGGAGGGUACACAGGAACUUACUGCACUGAAUGGGUAAAAUUCUGCCACCUUGGAUUUUGUCAAAAUGGUGCAACUUGCGUUAACGUAUUCCAGAAUUAUACAUGCUCUUGUCCUGACGGUUUCACAGGUCGUCAUUGCUCAGAAGACGUCAACGAAUGCCAAUCAUCUCCUUGUCAGAAUAACGGGGUCUGUCUCAAUCAAGUCAAUCAGUUUGUCUGCCAAUGUGGAUUAGGUUUCAGUGGAACGCUCUGUGAGAAUGACCUUGACCUCUGUGCGGCUGACCUCUGCAAGAGUAAUAGCACGGCGUCUUGUGUGGAGACGACCGACGGUAACAACGUUACAUGCAGCUGCAUCGCAGGUUUUAAUGGCUGGGACUGUGGAGAAAACAUCGACGACUGCCACCCGAACCCAUGUCAGAAUGCCGCUGUCUGCGAGGACAAGGUCAAUGGCUACCAGUGCUACUGUGCAAAUGGCUUCACUGGAACCAACUGCAGCAUCAACCACGACGACUGCUCGCCGAAUCCUUGCCAGAACGCCGCUACCUGUAUUGAUGGCAUCGCAGACUUCUCAUGCGAAUGUUUACAAGGAUUUGAUGGGAAGAAUUGUUCCAAUGAUAUCGAUGAUUGCGCCUCUAAACCUUGCCUCAACGGAGCAACAUGCCGAGAUGCUGUUCACGACUAUAUUUGUGAUUGUGUCCCAGGUUUUGCUGACAAAAACUGUUCGAACGACAUCAACGAAUGUUCUUCAAGUCCAUGUGAUGUGACAGGAACGUUGGAAUGUCUUGACGAGGUCAACAAGUUUACGUGUCGAUGUAAACCGGGAUAUUCUGGAGUCAGGUGUGAGGCACAAUUUAUUUUCUGUUCAAGAAGAUCAUGAAGUCAUAUUCCAAGGUUUUUAUUUUCUGUUGCAAACCUGGCUUAUUUGUCCAGCUGCAUGUUCCCCUGCUUUGCUUAAAAAGUUCAGACCGAGGUGGCAGUUUCUUCAAUCAGGGAUGUCACAUUUCUCGAUAUUUAGCAUAUUUCUUGAA